AUAAAAACCUCAAAAUCUAACCGUUGAAUAGUUAUUUACACGUGUCUAACAUCCACCGCGGUCGUACCAAAAACUGUACAAACCUGUAACACUAUGAUUCCACUCCCUUCAUCCGCCUCCAAAAUACCUAAAGAAGCUGGACACAGAUCUCUGUUAACUAUAAACAAAACCCUUCAAAUUCCGAGCUCGAAUCCCUUCCCCAUUUCUUCUCGUAGAAAAAACCUCCGUUUGUUCAGCGAAAAGAUCCCAGCUUUCGCCGGCGAUGUCCUAUCAACAGCAGAUGUUCUCUCCGCCGCCGCCGGCUAACGCGUACCCCUCGCAGUAUCAUUCAAAAGACAGUUGGGGAUCCAUCGGGCCGGUGAUCGGAGUGCUCGCAGUGAUAACUGUUCUCGGAAUAAUCGCUGGAGUUAUCGGCCGCCUCUGCUCCGGCAGGAGGAUUGUAGGGUUAGGGCAGUACGAUUUUCAGGGAUGGAUUGAGAGGAAGUGCGCCUCCUGCAUCGACGGCGGAACUGGCUCGACUGCUCCGGCACCGGUGACUGCUUCGGCAGCUUCCGCGGCGGCGACGGAAGAAAUCGUUCGUCAGAGAUCUGAAGCACAGCCGGAGGCGAAGCAUUCGCCACUGAACUAAGCGUCGCCUUUUUUUUUUCUUUUUUUUUCCUUAGUGUGAAAG
Phalaenopsis equestris is the source of this 670-nucleotide messenger RNA. RefSeq lists its product as uncharacterized. Bases 263 to 628 code for a protein of 121 amino acids. The record is from RefSeq and is a predicted model, not a curated record. The transcript has a single exon. NCBI's taxonomy places the organism in Eukaryota, Viridiplantae, Streptophyta, Magnoliopsida, Asparagales, Orchidaceae.